UUUUUAUUAUGAUUUAUCUUUUCUUUACUUGGCAGAUACGAAGGCCUGGAAAUCCAAAAGUGGACAACAAACCAAAGUCCAAGAUUUCAGCAUCCCGGAAGCUUUCUCUGAAGAUAAUGCUUCUUAACAGAGCAAUGGAAGAUUUGGAGAAAGAGAAACAGGAGAGGGAUGAAGAGAAAAAUUGCUACCUUAAAGAAAAACACCCUCCUUUACAGCUUUCUGGACUCUCACUAGGGGAGUUACAGAAUCUUUGUAAGCAACUUUAUUCCAAAAUUGACACAGUAGAUGAAGAGAGGUACGACUAUGAGGAUAAAGUCAAAAAACACAACAAAGAUAUAAAUGAGCUUAAGUUGAAAGUUCAGGAUCUUGGUGGGAAGUUCAAGAAACCUGCCUUAAGGAAGGUGCGUGUGUCUGCUGAUGAGAUGAUGCGGGCCCUGCUUGGAUCCAAACACAAAGGCUCCAUGGACCUCCGUGCAAAUCUAAAGUCAGUCAAGAAAGAGGACAUCAAACAAGAAAAGGUUUUGACCAGUGAGGUUGGUGACUGGCGUAAGAACGUGGAAGCUAUGUCUGGCAUGGAGGGAAGAAAGAAGAUGUUUGAUGCUGCUGGUGGAGGCCAGUGAUCCUCUUCUUGAAAGCUAACUGACCUUCAGAAUGGUCCUAAAUGAGACUAAAGAGUUUUCUGGCUUUGUUGACCACUCUGAGCUUCAAAAUUUUUUGCUAAUUCAUAUUACCUGCACAUGCAUUAUGUUUCUUCCUUUAAAGUAUUGGUUGACCCAACUAUUUCAGCCACAUACAUGUAUGUUAAUCCAAAUGAGAAUUAUGUUCUCAUUUUUGAAAUAAAUACAAAAUUAGACAUUUUAGAAGAAUGUUGAUGCAGCUUGUUGCUGUACAGAGAAGGUUAACAGUAACCUAGGGGCUUUAAAAAUAAAGUUUAUUCAUACAUAUUGUGAAGAUCACAGAUGAUUCUGAGGCUCACACUGUAAUCUGCAUUCUGUAUACACUUCUCUAAUUUCACUUUAAUAUGUAUGCAUAAAAGCUUAGUAUAAGUUAGACAGAGAUACAGUAUAUGUAUGUUUGUGUGUGCUACAUUGAAGUCUUAAGUUAGCAUUAAACGCUGCAGUAUUAGCAGAAUAUCACUCAAA
Messenger RNA from Danio aesculapii, 1142 nucleotides. RefSeq names its product troponin I, skeletal, slow d (gene tnni1d). Gene Ontology annotation, cellular component: troponin complex. The transcript has 6 exons. NCBI's taxonomy places the organism in Eukaryota, Metazoa, Chordata, Actinopteri, Cypriniformes, Danionidae. The coding region runs from base 9 to 620 and encodes 203 amino acids. The record is from RefSeq and is a predicted model, not a curated record. Gene Ontology annotation, biological process: muscle contraction.